Messenger RNA from Oppia nitens, 1126 nucleotides. RefSeq names its product protein obstructor-E-like. The record is from RefSeq and is a predicted model, not a curated record. Gene Ontology annotation, molecular function: chitin binding. The transcript has 5 exons. The coding region runs from base 260 to 1048 and encodes 262 amino acids. Gene Ontology annotation, cellular component: extracellular region. Lineage: Eukaryota; Metazoa; Arthropoda; Arachnida; Sarcoptiformes; Oppiidae.
GUAUAAUAUGUAAUGCAAUAGAGUUGUAGGUCAGCCAAUGUUGAGGUGCGCUCCGAUCUGUUAGUCGUCCCACUUAUGAGUUGUUGUGCCAUUUCUUUUACAUACAUCGAGAGGUCAUUGUAUUGAAUCAAUUGAUUAGAAGAUUGUGUUCAUCAACACAAACACCACCGAAAAAAUCAUUGAAUAAAGUGUUCACUAAACUAAUCAUAACUAAACAGUUUGUGUGUCUCAAACAACUCAUACAAACUAUACUACAAUUAUGAAGUAUUUGUUGGUUUUAUCCAUACUUUUUGUAUCUAAUUUUGAUUUCGGGCACAGUCAGGCCCGGGCAGGACAGGCGGCACAGAAUUUAUGCCGAAACAAACAAAACGGUGUUUUUCCUCACGAAGAAUAUUGCGAUUAUUACUAUGAAUGUGAUGCAAGCGGUGAAGCCGUGAUAGAGGCCUGUCCUAAUGGACUGGCAUUUGCUGGACAUAAGCGAGGACUGGUGACAAACUGUGACUAUCCUCAUAGAGUUGGCUGUCCCGAUGGAACCCGAGUUAUGGGCCAGCAACCAAUUGGUAGUGACAAUUGCCAGUGGCAAUAUGGUGUCUUUCCUCACGCCACCUCAUGUACCCGCUAUUGGCAUUGUUGGAACGGUACUGCAACCAUACAACAGUGCCCAUUCUCACUGCUCUACAAUGAUGUCAUCCAUUCAUGCGAUUGGCCCGACAAUGUACCCGACUGCCAAAAGCACCCUAUUUGCAAGGAUGUGCCCAACGGUGCCGUUCUCAUUGAAAAGAGUUGCGUUCGUUACUGGCUUUGUGUCGGUGGUUACCCACGUUUACAGAGAUGUCCAGCAGGUCUAGCCUUCAAUCCAAACACAUUAAGAUGCGAAUUGGCUACAACUGUUCAGGGAUGUGAACCGCCACCGACUACCGCUGCACCCGAUGAAGAAGAGGAAAGUGAUGCCAAUAAGCCGGCCGCCAACUCCCGACCCCAACAACAAGCUCCGACUCCACAACAAUUCAGGCCAUCACAGUCUGGUGUACGACUUGUUGGCAAAUAAUUGCUGUUUGUUUGGAUUAAUGAUUUUAUUUAAUCCAAAAAAUAAAAGUCAAUUGAAAUGUAAUGCCAUAAUACUAUG